AUGGAGGCAAACACAGACCAAAUCCCGGGCGCUGCCCCAGCUCAAAGAGGCGACAGCGAGGCCGCCUUCCAGCAAUUCGAUUCCUACCCAUGGGCAAGGGACCGCUCGUUCCUUCAAGGCCUCAUGGCAACCUUGGGCCCCUCGCUCAUCAACAACACUACUGAUGGCUUCACUCGUCAAAAGGCCUUGAGUACCACCCUCCAAGCUCGCAUCUGGUGGUACAGGUCCCGUUUCAACACCGACAUCGACCGUACGCUGUACGAGUCCUACAGCGCUUUCCACCAGCAAUCCUGCCCAGACGGUGUCAUUCUCACCAAGCUCGAGGAAAUCCAGCAACGCAUGAACGGCGCUGCUCCUGGCCCAGCCCCCUCUUCCGGCCAGAAUAUCCCUGCUUGGCAGCUGAAUGCUCCCAAGGUCGACCUCAGCAAGAAGGCCGACGAUGGUGCCAACCAUAGCAACACGGGCGAUGGAGCGCCGUAUCCCGAGAACUUCCAAGCUCUAAUUGAGGCUGUUACGACAGGCAAGCCGAUUCCUGGGAUCAAGGAGAUUCCGGAUACCGUUGUGCGACCGCCGGGCGUCACCCCUUUCGGCAAGAUGAAAGCACCCCGCAAGCCCUGGGAGAAAGCCGUCCCGUCCGAUACGGUGGGACAGGACAGCGUGUUUGGCGAUGUGGUGGACAAGGAGUUCCCUCCCCUGGCCUAG
Messenger RNA from Chaetomium globosum CBS 148.51, 702 nucleotides. RefSeq lists its product as uncharacterized. The transcript has 3 exons. The record is from RefSeq and is a predicted model, not a curated record. Bases 1 to 702 code for a protein of 233 amino acids. NCBI's taxonomy places the organism in Eukaryota, Fungi, Ascomycota, Sordariomycetes, Sordariales, Chaetomiaceae.